AUGGGAAUGGAGCCGCUGGAGAUGCAAGGCGUCUCCUCGGGCCCUGGGGAAGGCGCGCGCGGACUCCGCGCCGCGCGCGGACGGACUCGCGCAGGCGCCGCCCAGCGCUCGCGCACGUGCUCCUCCCUGGCGGUGCUUCUGCCGCUGGCGGCGGUGCUGGCGGCGGGGCUUGUGCUGAUGUUGGCGGAUGCCACCGCGGCGCCCGACAACGUGGUGCAGAGGGCCCGCGAGAUCCUCAUCGCAGAGCUGCGGGUGCGGACGCGCCCGGCGAAUUUGGUGGUCCGCGACUUCUCGCAGACGCUGGUGGAUACCGCGCGCGGGCUGUACCGGACAAUCGAACAGGAGGCUCAAAAGGUGGACGAGCAUGUGCUGUUGCUGGCCGGAAGCGCCUCGCGCUACGAGCUGAUGACCCUGACGCACUUGGAGUUCUUCUAUGUGAGCAGAAGCUGCAUGGAUAGCGCCAAUGCUCGUGUACACAUGGGGAAGUUCCAGCUGAAGAUGAAAGCCGCAGCCCUUGACUCCGCGAUCAUCUACCGCCCGAGCAACUCCCUCUUCAGCAGGAAGGCACCGUGCGGUGCAGAAGACUUUGUGGGUCAAACCCUGCUCAGCGAGCCCAUCGCGGCACGCAUGCUGCUGGACGCACGCUACUUCGCCGGCGAUCUGCGCCUCUUCCAGGAGGUGCAGCGGACCAUCCACUCAUGGCUGGAUCUCGAGAUGGCCGAAGUGGCAAUGAACCAUUCGGACAUUACGGAGUCCGACUUGGACAGGUGGGGCAAGAACGGCACGAUGCGGGAGUUCCUGGUGGGGGAGAUGGGCAGCUGGUUCAUUGGCUUGGAGCUCGCGGGGCGAAUCAGCGACAUGCGCAAGGGCCUGAACGUGGCACAGCGCUGGAGCGUGAAGCUGCAGAUUUGGCGGCCUUUGCUGUCCUUUGCCGCUAGAAGUGCAAAUACCGGGCACCGGCGCUGA
Effrenium voratum is the source of this 966-nucleotide messenger RNA. The record is from the annotation of a GenBank genome assembly. NCBI's taxonomy places the organism in Eukaryota, Dinophyceae, Suessiales, Symbiodiniaceae.